Molecule: messenger RNA, 955 nt
Organism: Sarcophilus harrisii (Tasmanian devil)
Lineage: Eukaryota; Metazoa; Chordata; Mammalia; Dasyuromorphia; Dasyuridae
Gene: SSBP1
Product: single stranded DNA binding protein 1
Exons: 7
Coding region: 288-734 (148 amino acids)
Biological process (GO): mitochondrial DNA replication; positive regulation of helicase activity
Cellular component (GO): mitochondrial nucleoid
Molecular function (GO): single-stranded DNA binding
Source: RefSeq, a predicted model, not a curated record
GGCGGCUGGAGAGGCGAGCCAAGUUCUACUGCACAGGACCAGCAAGGUUGCCGCCGACGCCGAGGCUACUUUUCAGCAUCUAGGGGCGGGGCCUGCGCAGAGGCGACGCGUCAGACCCUCCGGGCCGCAUGGAGGCGCUGUCGCCCCCUUAGCCGCGGGGCGGCGGCUCUUCCGUUUCCGGCGCGCUCCGUCGCCUGGGUCCCCAUCUGCCAGGGUCGGCGCCGCUCGCGGGCCUCCGCGCUAGGAAGAAAUAUCAAACUGACAAAGAAGAAAAGAAAAUAGAAACCAUGUUUCAAAGACCUGUUUUACAGGUACUUCGUCGAUUUGCAAGACAUUACUCUGAAGGAAGUACUAAUUUAGUUCUUGAACGAUCUCUUAAUCGUGUCCAGUUACUUGGAAGAGUAGGUCAGGAUCCUGUUUUGAGGCAGUCAGAAGGAAAGAAUCCAGUCACAAUCUUUUCUAUGGCCACAAAUGAAAUGUGGCGAUCAGGGGAAAGUGAUACAUCCCAACAGAGUGAUGUCAGCCAAAGAACUACGUGGCACAGAAUAUCAGUUUUCAGGCCAGGUCUUAGGGAUUUGGCAUAUCAAUAUGUGAAAAAAGGGGCUCGAGUUUUUGUGGAAGGGAAAAUAGAUUAUGGUGAAUACACGGAUAAAAACAAUGUGAGACGACAAGCCACAACAAUUAUAGCUGAAAAUAUCAUAUUUCUGAGUGACUACGUAAAAGAAAAGGAGUGAAAUGGGUGACUCAUUCAAAGCCUGUGUUGGGACAUCCUCAUUUUGAAAUCAUGUAUAAUCUUUGGAAUUGCUUUUGACGAGAAUUAAAAUGCAUUUUUACAUAUAUACAUAUGAACAAAAAGCAUUUUAUUUUUUCCUUGUAUUGUGAACAUUGGGUGACCUAUUCUGUAUCUUAUUCACUGGUUCACAUUUUUAAAGUAUAAAUUGUAUACACAAGCAUA